Messenger RNA from Penicillium canariense, 1728 nucleotides. RefSeq lists its product as uncharacterized. NCBI's taxonomy places the organism in Eukaryota, Fungi, Ascomycota, Eurotiomycetes, Eurotiales, Aspergillaceae. The record is from RefSeq and is a predicted model, not a curated record. Gene Ontology annotation, biological process: DNA-templated transcription; regulation of DNA-templated transcription. The transcript has 2 exons. The coding region runs from base 1 to 1728 and encodes 575 amino acids. Gene Ontology annotation, molecular function: DNA-binding transcription factor activity, RNA polymerase II-specific; zinc ion binding; DNA binding.
AUGAGCAGCGGCAUUCACCGAAAGCGUCUGGCGUGUGUCGAAUGUACGCGUCGCAAAGUGAAAUGUGACAAGAUCCUCCCAUGCCGCAACUGCGCCAGGAAAGGAACUCAAUGCACUCGGCCGCGCGAGCGGGACUCUCCGAACCCGAGCGUGGGUCAACCCGAGGGACGAGCUGAGCGAGCUAUACUGGCACGGCCGAGUACAGACGCCCUGGGAAUCAUUGAAAGGCUUCAGACGAGAAUUUCACAGCUCGAAUAUGCGCUCAGAGAGGCCAACGAGUCAAUAAUCCGGUCGCGUUCGUCGGAGGUAGAUACUCAAUUACACGGCGCUUCCUUCUCCUCGACCGAAUCAAUCGCAGUCGAGCGAUCACCGAUUUCAGUGCAGCACUCUGCCCACACUGAGUCAGAUGCUACUCCGAAAGAGGUGGAAGAUGCCGCAACAAUACUUGAAUUCCUGGCCUGGGGCCGCCGCAAAGAUCCUACUUACCAGGAUGAGAUUGUGAGGCGUAAUAAUCUCAAUCACUCCCCUGGGGAUGUUCCCGCGGAGGAUGAAUGGGAAGAUAUUCGCAUGCCAGGACGCUCGGCUGCUGCCCUUUGCCAGGCGCUACUUCCGAUGAAACAUAAGGUCUAUCAGCUGGCUAAAUAUCACUGCGAGUGCCUGCUUUGGUAUCAUGGAGCAUUUCAUGCCGCUACGUUCCUGCAAGAACUAGACGAGUUUUAUGACAAGAAAGACGGUCAGGUGGAGGGCUCUGGCGUCAAUCUACAAUGGAUCUCUUUUUUGUUCGCAGUCCUCACGGGAUCAAUGGCUUGUGCACCAAGUACCACUGCUCAGGCGUGGGGGUUUCGCGGUCGAGAGCGAGAUACCUUGUCUAAGCGGUGGAUGAAAGCUUCAAUCGCAUGUCUACAUCAGGCUGACUAUAUGGCCAAUCACUCUAUCUACUCAGUUGAAGCCAUCGCCUGCCUCACGAUCUCAGCCCAUAUGCUUGGCCAUUCGAAUGGAUUCUCGGUGCUUUUAGCGUCGGCUGUCCGGAUCGCCCAAGGGAUUGGGCUGCAUCAACUUGAUACCGAUGAUGAUCAUCAGUCCGUAACCUCGGUCAAGCAAGAGAUCGGUCGCCGCAUUUGGUGCCAACUAUGCAUCCAGGAUUGGUUUUCUAUCCCAUUUAGCGAAAGCUAUUUAAUCCAUCGCUCGUGUUUCACUACAGAAACUCCACAGAACUGUGACGAUGAUCUGAACACCCUCUCAGAUGAUCAGCCUACUGUGACGGGCUACUCACGCCUAUUUUACAAAAUUGCUGCUCUGAUGCCAGACCUUCAGGACGAUGUAACGUCUUGCAACACUCUCUACACACGGUACGAAAAGGUGCUUAAGUAUGAUCGCCGACUGCGCACCUUGGCCACCCAACACUUGCCAUCCUACUUGCAAAACAUUCCUUUGGAUCCAUCUUGGCCAUGCUACGUGCCAUGGGCCCGACGGAGCUUAGCCAUCAGCUCCGCUCAUAAGGUGAUCAUGAUCCACAGGAAGUUUCUGAGUCUGAGCUUUGUCAAUCCAAUGUUUGAGUUUACCCGAAAAACGUGCGUGGCGGCAUCAAGGACUAUCAUCAAAGAACAAAAGGAAGCUACACGGAAUGGCGGGCCUAUCCUAUGGAUACACCAGGCAUUCAGCGUCACUGCAAGUAUAUGUUCCAUCAGCCGGUAUCGGAUCGCCAGUCUUCUGAGCAUCGGCAGUUGA